CCUCGUUCUUAGCUUCUCAGCCCUGCAUGCGGAACCACAAACAGGUUUAUGAUCUACCCAAUAGGAUUCUCCACAUACAACACAUAGCUCUUGACAUGACAGACAUGAACUCUUGAGCUCAUGAGAUUGUGAGCUUAUAAGCUUUACGACCGCGUGAGUAGCAACGCCGUGCCACGCUAACCCCGCUCGCGACUAGACUCCCUUCCUCUUCCCCUUCCACUUCCCAUUCAGCCCUCCCCCAGUCUCCGGUCAUCGCAGUGGAGUUCCUAGAGCUAGGUGAAAGAAUCAUUUUCCUUCUGUCCACGAUCUGCUAUGAUUGGCAGAUAAGACCCUGGAUACCCAAUCCCGAGCCUUCUCGAUUACGAAUGAGGAGAUGCCAUGGCUGGUUGGCUCGCAGAGCAAACUCACCGAUAGGAUCGCGAACUCUUUACUCGAGCGUCAUUUUAUGGGUUCGGUAGGUAUAUUUCCCAUGUCGUGUGCUAGAUAGGUAAUCGUAUUUUUGGGUAUUAGAGGGUUUCCCACACUACCAAUGUUGAAAAUUUUGAUAAUCAGCAGCUAAAAACCCAAUUUUCCUCUCUUUUAAUCCUCUCGUCUUUCCCUUCUCCCUUCUCUAUCUCUAGUAGUUUCUCUCACCAAACCUUACCUUGCCAUCAAGGUUUCCAAUCAGGUUAUGAGAUAAGUUUUCAAAAUGGAGGCAUCACUAUUCGCGACUCUUGUCCAAGUCGAAUCAAACUCGCUCACGCGCGAGCAUACUCUCCCAGCGGCUCCGCAGAGAGUAGUAUCUAGGACUUAUCCUGCCGUCCCUCAGCAAGACCCUAUUGAGCUUACAUCUCUCCGAUACGCCCGCAAUGACAACAAUUCCUCUACUGCUACAACCCCCCGGGAGGAGAUUGACCUUGAAAUGACUGCUCCAGGAACACCAAUCGAGUCAGCCGAACCGGUAGAUGCUGUCGAUGCUUUACCAGGUUUGAACGAUCCGCCUAUGAAUAAAUUUCGUUUGGCAGCUUGUUGCCUCCAAAACUUCAUGGCGGGAUUGACUGAUUCCGCCCCUGGUGCUCUUAUUCCGUACAUGGAAGCCGACUAUAACAUCGGAUAUGCCGUAGUAUCUCUCAUUUUCAUCGGAAAUGCUAUGGGCUUUAUCAUGGCGGCGCCUUUCGUCGACCAGAUUCGGCAACGCUUUGGGAGGGCCAAGGCUAUUGCCCUUUCUCAAAUUUGCAUGGGAAUCGGGUAUAUCCCCUUUAUCUGUACAGCGCCAUUUCCUCUAGUCGCCAUAUCUUAUUUUCUACUCGGCUUUGGAUGCGCUAUUCAGCUGGCUAUUGGUAACGUGUUCUGUGCAAACUUACGCAAUAACACAACGAUGUUAGGGGCUAUGCAUGGUAGCUAUGGCGCUGGUGGUAUCGUCGGCCCCCUCGUCGCAACGGCCAUUGUGUCUUCUGGUGCCGCCUGGAGCCGGUACUAUUUCUUGACUCUCGGUUUUGCCAUCUUCAACACCUGCUUCUCGACCUGGUCAUUCUGGAACUACGAGAAGGAACUCGGUGGCGUCGAAUCGAAUAUACUGGCUGAGACCAGCUCCCGCGGCGAUAUGUCUAUGAUGCUUUUCGCCUUUAAGUCCAGGGUCGUUAUCCUAGGAGCCAUCUUCAUCUUCGCAUACCAAGGAGCCGAAGUAUCGAUCUCUGGAUGGGUUAUCUCCUUUUUGAUAUCUGCACGCAACGGAGAACCUUCAUCCGUCGGAUACGUGACUUCUGGUUUUUGGGCUGGUAUCACUAUCGGCCGGUUCUGUCUCUCACCUAUUAGCUCCAGAAUUGGCGAGAAGCUAUUCGUGUAUUUCCUCGUUGUUGGCGCCGCCGUCUUUCAACUGCUGGUCUGGUUAGUUCCCAACAUCGUCGGUGAGGCCGUAUCGUUGGCUAUCGUCGGACUACUUCUCGGUCCUGUUUAUCCUUGCGCUGCUGCUAUAUUUACGCGAAACUUAUCGCGCCGCGAGCAGGUUAGCGGCAUGGGAAUUAUCAGUGCUUUUGGUAGUUCUGGUGGUGCUAUGGCCCCGUUCACUACCGGUCUCCUCGCUCAGGCUGUUGGGACAUUCGUUAUGCAUCCCGUUGCCAUUGGCUUGUUUGCGGCUAUGUUGGUGUGUUGGUUCGUGUUGCCUGACGUGAGGAAGAGAACGGAGUAACGAGUAUGAUAAUUCAUAAUAUUGAAUUGGGUCUCGAUUACCUAGGUAUUGAUGGAAUGACAAGGGAAUUGUUUUUGGACGCAUAGGUAGGGUUGCGUAAGUAGGCAUUCAUAUGGAUGACGGAAAACUUUCUUCAGGGGGCUAAGAUGAUAUCCUUGGGAAAAGGUGAUGGCUGUCAUGGGUAGUUGAGGUACCUAGGUAGGUAAUUAUUUAUACGGCAAGGUGGUUGGUGAUAUUACAGAUUACGAUACCUACUCUCUGCACGUUAAAAGCAUAUGCCAUAAUACUAAUCCAUUCCUUCGUA
This is a messenger RNA of Annulohypoxylon maeteangense, 2471 nucleotides long. RefSeq names its product MFS general substrate transporter. The transcript is spliced from 2 exons. The coding region runs from base 689 to 2167 and encodes 492 amino acids. Gene Ontology annotation, biological process: transmembrane transport. Lineage: Eukaryota; Fungi; Ascomycota; Sordariomycetes; Xylariales; Hypoxylaceae. Gene Ontology annotation, molecular function: transmembrane transporter activity. The record is from RefSeq and is a predicted model, not a curated record. Gene Ontology annotation, cellular component: membrane.